Molecule: messenger RNA, 906 nt
Organism: Naegleria gruberi
Lineage: Eukaryota; Heterolobosea; Eutetramitea; Acrasida; Naegleriidae
Exons: 1
Coding region: 1-906 (301 amino acids)
Source: RefSeq, a predicted model, not a curated record
AUGUUAAUUGCCAAACCAUUUAUUGGAAUAGUUCAAAAUAAUACCGCAUUUGGUAAUGAAUAUCCUGUGACAAGCACGAACACUGAUUCAUUCACAAGCAAUAUUCUCCCUUCAGAUUCAAUCAAGAUAUCUUUCAAUCCGAAUGGUAAAUCAACAGGUAGUUAUGUUUUCAAAUCAGAUAAGAGAAAAUAUUCAGAUUAUCAACUUCCAACACUUCAACAGCAGCCACUCUCAUUACUUGGUAUGUUUAUUCUAAAUGGGACGAACGUAAAGCUUGGUGCCAAUUAUUUGGAUCGCCAAGUUGACAUUGUUUAUGAGAAGAAGACAAUGGAAAGAAACUUUGAUCCAUAUUCGUAUAGAUUCUUCUCUGUUGAUGAUGAAAAUCAAGAAUUUAAGUUAUUGAAUUGUGAAGAUGUUCCCUCUCAAGAUGAAUGGAAAUAUUCGAUUGAUUUGAGCAAACAACAAAAUAGACAAGUUAAAUUUGCAGUAUUUGGAUUUAAUAAUAUAAUUGGUGAAAUGAAUCGUGAAUAUUCUAUUCAUUACAAUAGAAUGCUAAAGUUUGCUCUCUCUGAUUUGAAUAGUGGACUGGAAAUUUCAUUUUCAUCUGAAUUAUUUCCACAAAUCAAUAAUGGAGUGAAAUUCAUUUUGAAAGAGAAACAAGAUGCAACUCAAUUUAAUAAUUUCAUGAAUGUGAUGAGAUUUACAAUUGUUCAAACAGUUAGAUCAGAUAUAUUGAGUGAAAGAAAAUUCCAAUACAAUAACAAAUUGAGUGAUAUGGAAGGAAAUAAGAUUUCAAAUUUAACAAGAUUACAAUGUGUUUACAUUACCAACUCAGGAAUAAUUUAUGGAACAAGUUUAGUUACCAUUGAAUCAAAUAAUCAAUAUACUUUACAUGUAAUGAAAUAA